AACUUCCUUCGUUAAUUUUUCGAAAUCUAAAGGCACAACCAAGAUUCGAGCCAAUGUCUUAAGUAAUUGAACAUGUUAUUACUCUAACCUCGUGAAAGUGACAAACGGACUCGUUUUCAUUGUCGUCAAAAAUAACUUAUAAUGAAGGGGGUGCUUUUUGAUUGACGGCGUGCACAUGCGCAAUUAGCCGCGAGACGACCGUUAGAUCCAAUAAGGUAUUUCUGCGCAUGAGUUUAGCUAGCUAACGUGAUCGGGGAUUUCUAUUGAAGAAGCAGUUUCUGCCUAUCUUCAUACUGUACUGUCUUUGGGCGAAGUGCUUCAUUCUGACGUUUGGCGUUUCCUAUUGAGAUAGAACACACCUCUUCCUGUCGGUGUCAGAGUAGUAACUUCACCAUAUGUAGUUGGUCAGAGCCCCACAGAGUUGAGCACAGGCAACCGGGCUGAAAAUCAAGUCAUAUCGGCGAAUGCAACCGGGAGUUGACAGCCUAGAAACAGCGAGACUGGCCGCUUUUGGAGAGUGACAUCAGUGGAAACAAGGCUGCACAUCAAAACGGGUGCAAGCUGCCUAUCGACAGCAGACUUUGAGUGAUAAGUAGCUGUUCAAUUGUCGGAUGAGAAUUCUAACUAGUAGUCGAAGAUGGCUAGCUAGCUUAUUUUCGCCCAGCCUUAAACUCGAUUUCUGCUGUACGUAAAACCGAAUUUAUCAGAUUUUUAUAACGCGAACUGGUAAGAAACUAAAGAGCCCAGUGAAUCUGUAAUUAUGAUAUCUUGACAAGUGUCAGUUAGCUAUGUUUUUCUCAAUCCAUUUGCUAAUCUAGCUAGUUGCUAGCUAGUUUAUCAGCGUCGUUGAAGCUCGAGCAAGUAUCGCCGUGGCAGUGAAAUCUGAUUGGAUACCCUGAUCGUGUGAACAAAUUGCAGACGCUGGGGCACGGAAGACCCUCGUCCAAAGGGACUGGAACAGGGGCUCGUUUGACAGUGAGCGGAGAGGAGAACUCUGGGGAACCCGUAACUACUCGGCUGCAUCGCCUGUGAGACGUUGAACUGCCGAUAAACCAGAUUGAACCAAGAGUUCCUGACGUUUGACAUCUGUGAUCCGGGGAGUAAACCGGGCAGGGACCUCAUGAAUGGAAAUCGGAACUACAGGAGCCGUUGGAGCCCAGCCCCUGUUCACUGUGCCGCGGCGGCCUGGCUAUGGCACCAUGGGAAAGCCCAUCAAGCUGCUGGCCAACUGCUUCCAGGUGGAUAUCCCCAAGAUAGACGUCUACCUCUAUGAGGUGGACAUCAAGCCCGAGAAGUGCCCGCGCCGCGUCAACAGGGAGGUGGUGGACUCCAUGGUGCAGCACUUCAAGGUUACCAUCUUUGGGGAUCGUCGGCCAGUCUACGAUGGGAAGAGGAGCUUGUACACAGCGAACCCACUGCCUGUGGCAACCGCAGGGGUGGAUCUGGACGUCACUCUACCGGGUGAGGGGGGCAAGGACCGGCCCUUUAAGGUCUCAAUCAAGUUUGUGUCCCUGGUGAGCUGGCACAUGCUGCACGAGGUGCUAACGGGCCGCAGCGUGCCUGAGCCCCUGGAGCUGGACAAGCCCAUCAGCACCAACCCAGUACACGCUGUGGAUGUAGUGCUGCGACACUUGCCCUCCAUGAAGUACACCCCGGUGGGUCGCUCCUUCUUCUCAGCCCCAGAGGGCUACGACCAUCCUCUGGGAGGGGGGAGAGAGGUGUGGUUUGGUUUCCACCAGUCUGUACGUCCUGCCAUGUGGAAGAUGAUGCUCAAUAUUGACGUUUCUGCCACGGCCUUCUACAAAGCCCAGCCUGUGAUCCAGUUCAUGUGUGAGGUCCUGGACAUCCACAACAUAGACGAGCAGCCCCGACCUCUCACAGACUCCCACCGGGUCAAGUUCACCAAAGAAAUCAAAGGUCUGAAGGUGGAGGUGACCCACUGUGGAACCAUGCGGCGGAAGUACCGUGUUUGCAACGUAACCCGUCGGCCCGCCAGCCAUCAAACGUUCCCUCUGCAGCUGGAGAAUGGUCAAACGGUGGAACGCACGGUGGCCCAGUACUUCAGAGAGAAGUACAGCCUGCAGCUCAAGUAUCCCCACCUACCCUGCCUCCAGGUGGGGCAGGAACAGAAGCACACCUACCUGCCCCUGGAGGUGUGUAACAUAGUAGCUGGGCAGCGCUGCAUCAAGAAACUGACAGAUAAUCAGACGUCCACUAUGAUCAAAGCCACGGCUCGCUCUGCACCUGACAGACAGGAGGAGAUCAGCCGGCUGGUGCGUAGUGCCAACUACGAGGCUGACCCCUUUGUGCAGGAGUUCCAGUUCAAGGUGCGCGACGAGAUGGCCCACGUGACUGGGCGUGUGCUGCCCGCCCCCAUGCUGCAAUACGGCGGCAGGGUGAGCACAGAGCACUUUAUGAACCGGACAGUGGCCACCCCAAGUCACGGGGUGUGGGACAUGAGGGGCAAACAGUUCCACACGGGAGUGGAGAUCAAGAUGUGGGCCAUCGCGUGUUUCGCCACACAGAGGCAGUGUCGUGAGGAGAUCCUCAAGGGUUUCACAGACCAGCUGCGUAAGAUCUCCAAGGAUGCUGGGAUGCCCAUCCAGGGCCAGCCGUGUUUCUGUAAAUACGCCCAGGGAGCCGACAGUGUGGAGCCCAUGUUCAGGCACCUGAAGAACACCUACUCUGGACUGCAGCUCAUCAUCGUCAUCCUGCCCGGAAAGACCCCCGUCUACGCGGAGGUGAAGAGGGUGGGAGAUACUCUCCUAGGAAUGGCCACUCAGUGUGUCCAGGUGAAGAACGUGGUGAAGACGUCCCCCCAGACCCUCUCCAACCUCUGCCUCAAGAUCAAUGUCAAGCUGGGGGGAAUCAACAAUAUCCUGGUGCCCCACCAACGACCCUCAGUAUUCCAGCAGCCAAUCAUCUUCCUGGGGGCGGACGUUACACACCCCCCUGCUGGAGAUGGGAAGAAGCCCUCCAUCGCUGCAGUGGUCGGCAGUAUGGACGCCCACCCCAGCAGGUACUGUGCCACAGUGAGGGUCCAGAGGCCCAGGCAGGAGGUGAUCCAGGAUCUGGCCUCUAUGGUCCGAGAACUGCUGAUCCAGUUCUACAAGUCGACCCGCUACAAGCCCACCAGGAUCAUCUUCUACAGGGACGGCGUGUCAGAGGGCCAGUUCAGACAGGUGCUGUACUACGAGCUGCUGGCCAUCCGUGAGGCCUGCAUUGGCCUAGAGAAGGAGUACCAGCCCGGCAUCACCUACAUCGUGGUCCAGAAACGCCACCACACCCGCCUCUUCUGUGCCGACCGCAACGAAAGGGUUGGACGUAGUGGAAACAUUCCUGCUGGCACCACGGUGGACACGGACAUCACGCACCCCUACGAGUUUGACUUUUACCUCUGCAGUCACGCUGGAAUACAGGGCACCAGUCGGCCCUCCCACUACCACGUCCUGUGGGACGACAACUGCUUCACGGCCGACGAGUUCCAGCUGCUCACUUACCAGCUGUGCCACACCUACGUGCGCUGCACCCGCUCCGUCUCCAUCCCCGCACCAGCCUACUACGCCCACCUGGUGGCCUUCCGUGCCCGCUACCAUCUGGUGGACAAGGAGCACGACAGUGCGGAGGGCAGCCAUGUCUCCGGUCAGAGUAACGGUCGGGACCCCCAGGCUCUGGCCAAGGCGGUGCAGAUUCACCACGACACGCUGAGGACCAUGUACUUUGCCUGAGCACCAUCCCUACCAUCAUCACCGCACUUAAAACACACACCCCCACACCCCUGCCUGCCAGUCAAGGAGGGUUGUAGCCCCCCACAACCAGUCAAUCCGGACCUGACACUGUGUAGAGGGAAGAGGGGGGGUGGGGGGACUGAGGAUGCAGACAGACGCUGCUUUAAAACAAGAGAGGAAGAACUUGGCACUAUUAUGCAAUAUUAAACCAGCCCCCUGCUUUUCCUGGGCACCCUAACUCCGCCCCCACCUCCUCCAGGCCCUCCCUCCUUUUCUCCGGUCAUGAAAGAGAUCUGUGGUUUUGAUUCCGGAUGUGUAUGGUCGACGUUGCAGAGUUCGUUCCCUUUCGUCAUCAAGCCUUUUACCUCAACUCAGUUUAACGGCAGCACUUUCUGCCCUUUUUCGUUUGUUAGUUAUGUUUUGACUUUUCUUUAUCAAAGGUUGAGGAGAGAAGAAGAAAAGGAUGAGGUGUUUGAAGGGUGGAUCUCGAUCUGUGCAGAACUAUCACGGCGCACUAGCUUGCCGCUUAUUUUCCUCCUCCUUUUAUUUUUUGCCAAUGGUGACUUAUCAAAAGUGUGAGCGUGUCAAUGGACACUGUGUACAAGGAGACGAACACGAGCUCUUAUUUUGAGUAUAGUGCAACCUGGAGUCUGAACAGUGUAAAUGCUCUCUUCAAAAGUCCCAACCUCUCUGGGGAAUAAGCUAUGAUGCUAAUCAUAUGAUUUCUUACUCGUUAUCAUUUGAUUUGACCCAAUAAGUGAUGUGCGUAUACAAUGGCACACAUCCGUAGAGGGUAAUACAAUGAUAUCAAACCCUAGGUCAGUCCCCUAUGACAUCGAUCUAAUGUGCUGUCACAGCAACAUUGCAAUGUGACCCUGUUUGGAAUUUUCUUUCCUGUACAUCAUGUUUGCUAUUUAAGAUGCUUGUUUUUUUUACCAUUCUUUCCAGUAUUUAUUAGUACGCUCAAGAUAUAGUAAUUUAAUGAGAAGAGCAUUUAUUUUUGCAUUCUUUCAUUCUCUCUGCUCUCUUGAAUUUGAGUUUUGUUGUGGAAGAUCCUAAAUUGAAUGACAGAUCAUGUUGCUUUCCUCUAGUGCAAUAAUGUUUUAGCUGAGGGAAGGAAGCGUCUUCUAGAGGAUACGACUUGAAUGUCUGGAAGUCUGCAGCGGUGAGUUUAGGAGAAUGUACUAGAACCCAGGUCUCUUACGAGAGCUCUCGGAUAGUAAGAGAAUGUUUUUGAGCCACACAAUUGGCACUUACCCCAUUGCUCCUCUUUAUGAAGGGAGUAUCGGGGUUCAUAGGUCUAAGGGUUAUGCCAAUGAGUGUGUUAUGGGUUAGAAAUCAAGUGCCUGGUUUUGGAAAUUAACGGUUAAAUGGCUGGUUGUAUGGAUGGAUUAUGACGUGGCGGUCCGAGCUUUCAAAAUGUAUUCGAACAAGGAAGUUAAAGGUCAAGGUUUAGCUGGAGAAAGUUGACUUCAAGCUACAUUUGCCUCAUUUUUGACAGAAGUUGCAUCACAUUGAAAUCCUUGCAAUAGAAAAUAUAUAAUGUGUGUGUCUGUUUCUCCAAUCGUCUUUGCCUAAUAGCAGCGGUAUUUUAGUAGAUCAAGUCGUGCUGCACUCUGCCUCUAUCCUCAUCAGACAUGGAUCUAGCUGCUAUAUCUACAUGUACUCAAGGUGACUAAGAAUCGAGGCAUGCCUCAGUCAUGAGCGGCAGGAGAGCUAAGCCGCUAAGACAAAAAUUCAAUUUCCCAUAUAACUGACCAUCCAAACCAAUAGUAGCUAGCUGUCUUCUAGAGUCAACAAUUCGAUGACUCUUGGAAGUCCGGGAGACUGAGUGAGUGACUUGUGUGGUCGCUCCUACGUGCUCUGUGACAUGAGGCAUGCCUAGUGGUGUUCAAAAGAGACAAUUAUCUUUACUAAAAUAAGUGUGUGUUGGACCAAACACAUGCCUCUGGUGCUAUGUACCGUAGUAAACCUCCCAAUGAAGUAGACGAGAGGGUCUGUGUUAUGUGGGGAACUGUAGGGAUUUCUCGUCCUAACUGUUAGUGGAAACGGUUGCCAUUUGAGAAUCUCUUGUUUUUGACGGUACAAUGAUACAAGGACACAGUUCUCAAGGCGAGGACUGCCCCAAUAGGUGAACGGUAGUGUGGUCCAAUGGUAGAAUCCUGUGUCCCCCCCCCACUAUAGUCGCGUUUGACUGCCUUCCCAACUCUAGCCUUCCCCUGGCUGGAAGCCAAUGAGUUUGAGCCUUCAUGAUCUUCACUAGUGUCCAAAAAGCCUUUUUCAAAAGCAAGAUUGGAAGAAGUGUAUAUAUGUACAUUUCACAUUAUUGUAAUGCACACACCACUUAUUUUUUGCUAACAAAAAAUCUAACCUAUGUAGUUAUAUGGUUAUUCAUUAUUAAACGUGGGGGUUAAUAAAAUAUGGCAAGAGUUUUGAUAAUGCAAUAUAUGUUGUUGACUCGUGUCCUGUGGCAAUGUAUACUGUUAUUUGUGUAUUUUGGCGUGCGUACAGUGGCGGUGGCUCUAUUUUCGACAUGUAACGUGUGUCUGAGUUGUUAUACUGUUAUGGAUCGGGAUGCGGUGGACUUCUAUAAGUAAGAGGUGCUUCUAUUUCUGUCACUGUUGACAGCUCCUCCCUGUUGUCAAAGAAUACAAAUUAAAAUCAUUCGCCUUUUGUUGUUUUUGUUUUUUAGGGCAUAAUUGUUCUGAUCCUGCCUGAUCGUCUUUCUCAGGCGGGAGUUGAUGCCUGUAGAACAGGGGAGAGCGGGAGAAACCUGGGGCUUGUCAGUGUUCUAGACCCACUUUAAAAGAUGUAGUUGAUUUAAAGAAUGAGAUGAUUUACCUUGACUGGUCAUCUUGAACGUUUAGUACCAAUGUGGCCCGCGGUGUUUUAUUUUGAGCCUUGUGGGUGAUGAGGCCCCUAAAGAGCUAGACUUGGCCUUUUUAACUGUUGUUGCUUUUCUCCUCUCUCCUUGCGCAACCACGGGCACUUCUUGUGCUCAGAAAUACAAAGCCUUAAGGCCUCCGGUAAGCCUGCAAUGUGACAAAGUAUAUAAUCUCAUUUUGUUUUUUCCACUUUCUCCAUACUUUUGAUUCCCAUUGCCAGAUGACUACAUUCCAUCGCCUGUAGAUCUGCCAUCUGAUUCCCCUGAGAGCUAAGUGGAGAAGAUAUGGAGGACUAGAGGACUGAAGAAGUUAAGUUUGCUCCGUAAAUGUAUGAUCCAAUGGUGUCUUGGAUCGGUUUGUUGGUGUGUGCUUGGUUGGUAAAGAGUAGGGUAUUUUUGUUAGAUGGGUUUUUGUGCAUGUGGCUGGUUCUGGUGUAUGUAAAGUGAGAAGUAGGGCUGCCAUUUGAGGGAGGUGUUGUGUAUGGAUCGGUACAUGGUUUAGCAAGCGACAAGCAUAGUGAUCAUCCAAGCUGACAUGAUGAUGAACGUCAAGGACUGUAUAGAACAGUCUGAUUUUCCUGGGCAAACAAACACAUGUUUACAUAUAGCAGAUGUUUGCCUAACACCUUUUUACUUUUAAACUCGCGAAACCGUCAACAGUAACGUUUUUCACAUGUUCGUUUGUGUUCAGCAGUUGUUGUUUUUUUGCUUAGUUUAUAGAUAUUUAUGAGCAAGUCCUUCUAGGUCUUAAACAUCAACCCAGAGACUGCUAUAUUCUAUGGAAAAGUAGCUAUGUGUUCAUUCCAUUGCCUGAGACGCACAGAUAUACUGGAGUUUGAGGUGUAUGUUCUUUCUUUUCGGCGCGGAAGGUAAAUCUAUGGCAGAGUGAAGAAGUCCACAGGAAGUGCCUUUCUUUAUGGUGGUGCUGUAAAACAAAAGUCAAAUGGCAAAGACGUUUAUCUCAUUUUUGAAGAAGAAAAAUAAAGCAUUGCAAAUGCAGAAACACAUGCACAGUACACAAACUAUAUAUAUAUACGCAUACCAAGAUGCAUAAAGACAGAGUAUAUGAUUGUGGUUGAGCGUUCACUUAGUGGUGCAUUUUGGACCAAUCGACUCAGUUGGUUGGUACAGUGGAACUUGCGUUGACAAGCGAGGUCAUAAUUAAAACCGAUGUGUGUGUGACACAGCCUGGGCCACGAAUGACGAACAUAGCACAGCACUUUAUAGACUGCCACUCUCACUUGGACACACAGCCACAACGUUUUCUGUCUUUGUACCUCCUCCAAUCCCUUCCUCCCAGAUACAGUGGCGUGUCGAGGACUUGUUAUGUGAUUUGAGGAGAUUUUCCUCCUCUGGGAAUUUGAUUACGACACCAAACAAAACGGUUACUAUCGCUACUAAGUGGUCAUUUUAAAGGUGUGCCUCCAACUCAUGUGACUCCGCUGAUGAUGACUGAGUCGGCCUGCGUUUUUGUGGUUUCUCAUGAAGAAUCUGAAACCACCAACGGUUUUUAAGUGUUCCAAUGUAAGGAAGUUGGAAGUAUGGCAUUCAUAUUAGGAUGUCGGCAGUUAUCUGGCCCAUGGCGUUCUCAUCCCAGUGCAAUGCCUCGCCCUGCCGCGUGUCAGUCUUGUCCUUAAUGGAAGGAUAGUGGGCCCACUUUCAUUGGGGUUUUGGGGCAGUUCGGGUGUGAAAUAAGACUCAGAGGGUCUGUAUGAGUCAUUUGGGGUACCCAUCAGUCCGGGGGGGGGGGUAUCCUUUUUACAAGAGAUUAAAAAAACAAUGCGCCUCACUUACCUUUGUAUGCUGCAUACGUUAUACUACAUGAGAGGAGUAACUGCAAAUAUCGCUUUGGUUAUUACAGUAUAAUGCUUGAUUAAUACCUGAUUAUGAUAUUCUCAUAACUGUUUUAGAGACGGAAGUAUAACUAAGAUUCUCUUGUUUAGUUUUUUUUGUCUUAACACUUAUCUGACUUGAGCCGAACAUUUUAUUUUGUCCUCCUAUUUAAAUGUUGUUCUUUUUAAUAUGUAUAUGAAAUAUAUAUUGCAAAAUAUUUUAUGCUGUAUUUAUUUAGUGCAUAAAUGAGCAGCUAGCUAGAGUCUCUGCGCAACAUUGGCAGCAUGGUGGAGGUGCACCUAGGCGACGAGGCCUUAAACCCUUAAACCCCUCCCCCCUCCAUGUUGAAGACUUAUCCUCCCCAAACACGCAAGCACAGCAACGUGUUUGAGGGUGGACGGAGGGGCACAGUUGAUCAGGGGCAUCUGUUUUUAAAUGAGGUAUUACUUAUGUAGACCCCUGCUUUUGGCUUUCUGUUUGGGGGAAGAGGCCUUCUCAUAUGUCCUCAUCACCUUCUUGUACUCUCUAGUCCCUCUCUCCUCUCCGGGUUCUCUCCUCCCAUCUUGUUGGUCCCAAACCACAUGUUGCAUCUCAUCUCUGUAGGGGUAGGGAACCUUCACUGAACCACACGGACUGGGCUGAGCCUUGUAAAAACUGACUUCCUCAUCCAGAGCUGCUAUUGUGUUAGCCAUGUAAACUCCCCUGGCCUGGUGGAGUACAGGUGGGUGAGAAUAGAGGGGAGAGGGAGGGAUGGUGCUAAGGCAGAGGAUGUAUGGUUAGGUGUGGCUUCUGUGCUUUCAUGUCUCCUCUGUGGAGUUUUUUUUCCUUGUGCUAGAGACUUUUACACAGUAAGGAGUAGAGACUAAAGUCCCAUUCCACUCAAAUGCAAGCCUCAGUCUUAAGUGUGUUCUUACUUUGUUGGUGGGUUUUAUUUACAACUACAGAAUGCCAGAGUUGAGUACAAAAAAAGGCCCAACUCCAAAAUGUCAUCCUCGUGUUUAUUUUCAAACCACCAACAGUGCUACAGUAGUUGGUGAGCCCCAACGUACAGAAGUCUGUUUCCCCACGUGUAUGGAUGUAAGAACAGGAGCCGGAGGGUUCUGUGUGCUGUACUUAGACUUGUACCUGUGUAACGAAUCAAGGUGUUGUAGUAAUUAGUUGCUGUUCUGUUUGCCCACUGUCUGUUAGUCGUUCCCACCUCACUCUAGGGUCAGAGGCAUGGAGCUUUUGAAGGGGUCGUCAACCCUGUUCAGAACUUCAGUAGGCUUUUCCUACCUAUUACCCACAGACAAAUACUUUAAGACACGUUGACUCCAUUUAGCUCUCUGUUUUGAUGUGCAAACAGACGCUGCUUGCUUUCAGUCCAUUCGCAGUCCAUGUUAAGGUUUUGAAAUCCCGUUUUCUCGAGAGAUUAUCGGAUGCUGUUUUCCCAGUGUUAAACUGGUUUGAAGAACGAUUUCGUCAGUGGCCAAGGAUGCUGGACUUUUUAAAGGGUUUCCUAUGUGUUUCAUCCGUAUCUUGAGGUUAUUUUGUAUUUGACGUGCGGUCGGUUUGUGUCAUUACUUUUUAAUUGAAUGUCAGUCAGGAUUGUGUGCUGUGAUACCAUUUUGAGUCCUGAGGCACCUGCUAAAAUCAAUGGGUGUUUGAUGAUACGAACAAGGUAGCCACAUGAGUUCCAUGCCUCUGGCUCUGUUUCGGUCGCUCUCUGUGUGUCUCUACUCUGUUUGUUUCAAACUCUCUGUUGUACCAACAUGUCUUUUUAUUUUAGUUUUAAAUGUCUUUGUUUUGUAUUUCUCUUUAGGCCUUUUUAGUGUUACUUUGCUUUGCUUUGUUUUUGAAGUGUAUCUUUCACGAAUACUUGCAAUAAAAAGCUUUGCUUUCAUA
This is a messenger RNA of Oncorhynchus masou masou (cherry salmon), 10329 nucleotides long. RefSeq names its product protein argonaute-3. The transcript has 19 exons. Lineage: Eukaryota; Metazoa; Chordata; Actinopteri; Salmoniformes; Salmonidae. The record is from RefSeq and is a predicted model, not a curated record. Gene Ontology annotation, biological process: regulation of stem cell proliferation; regulatory ncRNA-mediated post-transcriptional gene silencing. Gene Ontology annotation, molecular function: protein binding; RNA endonuclease activity; single-stranded RNA binding. Bases 1125 to 3728 code for a protein of 867 amino acids.